AUGAGCACAAUUGGUAUCGCAGUCAUACUAUCAAUUUUGUGGAGCGGAUGCGGCUCAUCAGUUCUAAAACGAGAAGUGGAUCUUUUGGAUAUGCUUCGCACUCCGUUAAUGCUCAGUUUCAAUCGAAAUAACGCUUUCGUCUCACAAGAAAGAGGUAGCCGAGAACGAGAACUCAUCCCUCGUUUACUAGGAAUACCAAGAGCACAAAGACUGAGGGAGACGACUAUGGAAUAA
This is a messenger RNA of Necator americanus (New World hookworm), 234 nucleotides long. RefSeq lists its product as uncharacterized. The transcript has 3 exons. The record is from RefSeq and is a predicted model, not a curated record. NCBI's taxonomy places the organism in Eukaryota, Metazoa, Nematoda, Chromadorea, Rhabditida, Ancylostomatidae. The coding region runs from base 1 to 234 and encodes 77 amino acids.